Messenger RNA from Quercus robur (English oak), 2555 nucleotides. RefSeq lists its product as uncharacterized. Bases 260 to 2272 code for a protein of 670 amino acids. The transcript is spliced from 7 exons. The record is from RefSeq and is a predicted model, not a curated record. NCBI's taxonomy places the organism in Eukaryota, Viridiplantae, Streptophyta, Magnoliopsida, Fagales, Fagaceae.
UUUCUCCACAUUCUGUGCCCUAGAAAUCCCCAUUUCGCUUUCCAACUAGCCGCAACAUGCUUUUCUCACCACCCAAACACCCAAUUUCCCCUCACUUUCCCGUAAUUUCUCGCUCCCUAAAGCGCUCCUUCGUCGUCUCUUCCUUAUGAACCCUCGCCGCCGUUGUAAAAGCCAAAACGGUAUCGGAUCGGAGAGAAGCGAAGCGAUGCUCGGGGUCUUGUAAAAUUGGGGAGGGUUCGUGUGGUGUGGUGUGGAGGUGAUGGACGCUUUGGAAUUGCCUUAUCAUCCGAUUGAAGUGGCGGCGACGAAGCUCUUGGGAUCGGCGGAAGGCUUCGUUCGCCAAAAAGAUGCCGUUUCGGUUCUUGCUAGCCCCACAAUCGAUCCCUGCAGCUCUCCUCUUAGUCACAAAGAUGUUAAAACUUCGGGCAAGGCUUCUGACUCUGCCUCCUGUGAUACUGAACUGUAUAGGCAUGCUAGUCAGCUGCCCAGCUUGCGGGGUGAAGAUGUAUCUGAGCACCUUUAUACUAACGACAAAAGUCUUUUACGGUAUCCUCAGCCUGAAGGCAUACAGUUACCACGGAAAGCAGCAAAGUUGUCAAGAAGUGGUAGUGUGUCUUCGAAGAGGCCACGGCUGGCUCAAAUGGAAGAUUCUAUGGGCUUAGCUGGAGUAGAUGACCAGAAGGAUGUGACUGAUAAGCUUGGGUCAUGUCCUGCAACGUGCACCUCUCCAGAGAAUACUCAAUCGGUGAAACAAAAGAGUAACCUCAACAAGCGAGGUGAUAAGAGGGGUUUUAAAGUUCCUGCGAAGAUCAAAUAUGAUUCUUUUGCGAUGAAGGCGGGUUUGUCAAACUUCAGUUCAGCUGCUGGGGGGAGCAACUUUUUUGGAAUAUAUGGUCUGAAGUUAGAUACUCAGGACACCACGAAGCUUAUGGAUGAUCCACCCUUGAAUGAUCUACUAGAUGGCACCUACAAGUGCUCUAGUUUAGUAAAAGACAAAGGGAAGAAAGCAGCAAAUUUAAAUGACGAUUUCUUGAAUUCAGUUAGAAAAUCUUUUUCUGCACUGCAUCUCUCGAGGCCUGUCCAGUCCCAAAAUAUUGCAGAUAUGGAUAACUGCUCCAAUAAGAAAAUGUCCACAUGUCUGUCAGGCUCUGUUUCUGGUGAUAAAGGAGAGUCCUGCAUGGCAGAUCUUUGCUCAUGUAAAAAGAUCCAGGAUUCUUGUAGCAAGCCUGAGACUCCUGCUAAUCCCCUUGAUUCGCCAUUAUUUCCACCUAAAGAUGUUUUGAAACGCGUGGGGCUUCCUCAACCCAAGGAUUUGGAGUCUUUGCUCCUUGAUGCGGCCAAGUCUUCUGUAUCUUCAAGGAAUACGUCUGAUAUACGCUUAGGCAAGCAAAUGUCUCGCAGAGUCAGCUUGCCUCCUUUUCCAUGGUCACAUACUUCUAGUGGGCAUUGUAGAACUAAUUCUGAUGCAGUUAAAUUGCCUACAACUAGGAGCACAUGCCCAGGUAGAUGGGUAAGAAUAGGGAAUGUUUCCAGCUCUUUGAGGAUUGCCACUGAUUUUUUUACAAACUUGGAGUCAUUAAGUUAUGAUCAGAGCCUAAUUCCUUCGGGGCUGAGUUCAGAAAAUAAAAUUUCCCCAUCAAUAUCAGUUGGUCUUCGUCGGUGUGAGCACGAUUUGUCAUCUUCUGCAAUGUGUUCAAAAGCUUCUCACAUUUUUUUAGAUUCUGGAGGCAAGGUGAACUAUCAAGGAAAUGCUGGGCAAUGUCCAAGGAUAUUAGCUGCUGCACAAACUCUGUGUGACAUGGCAUUAGCAACUCUCAAGCGAAAUCCAGAUGGGACGGCAAAGUGGCCAAAGAAGCCUUCACAAAAGGUGAUGAAAGCUCGCAAAUUGAAAUCAAAUGAGAAACUUGAAGAAACAUUUGCAGCAUCAAUUCCUGUAUUGGGCUCUAACAAUCUUUUAAGAAGUGUGGACCAGCUAAUGCCCUCAAAGAAGCCUAAGCUGUCCACAAUUGAGAACAUAAAGGAUUUUGAUAAUUUCAGUUAUCUUAGGAAGGGACCAAUAAAUUGGUCAACUCCGAGAUCAAGCAGAUCAUCGCCCAGCAAGUCAAUGAAGGACUCAGUUGCAGAAACGAGACAUUCAACCGCAAGCAUUUUAAAGCAAUCAUGUAUGAUGCCCCCACCUGCAAGAGUUUUUGACAAGGCUUGCACCAGUCAACAGAAAGCAAGAAAAUUAUUUCCCAUGGAUUGGAACAGAGGAAGGGACGGGCUUGACUGAUCGAAAUGGCUUUGCACAGAAGUUUGUUCCUUCUGAGGAUUGUUAUUUAUUAAUGACACAGUUUGGUCUUUGGCCAAUCUGAUUGGUUUGUAUAUAUUAUGUUGUAGGUGGAAAGGAAUUGUUGUAGGGGCUCAUGCUCUAGCUGGAUUGUUGUAAGGGUUCACCUGUAUGGGUAACCGGGGUUCCAGUGUUGUAACAGUAAAGCAGUUGUAGACAGCAGGUAAUUCUUUGCCUUCUGUAGAGCAUUUCAUGAGGCAAUAGAAAAUUUACAUCUUUCAAAAUA